Cajanus cajan (pigeon pea) is the source of this 570-nucleotide messenger RNA. Lineage: Eukaryota; Viridiplantae; Streptophyta; Magnoliopsida; Fabales; Fabaceae. The record is from RefSeq and is a predicted model, not a curated record.
AUGACAGGGCUUGGCUCAUCAUGUGGAGCAUGCAAGUUCCUAAGGAGAAAAUGCGCCACUGAUUGUGUAUUCGCUCCUUACUUCUCCUACGACCAAGCCUCAACCCAUUUUGCAGCAGUGCACAAAAUUUACGGUGCUAGUAACGUCUCCAGGCUAUUGUCACAUCUUCCAAUCCAGAAUAGAAGUGAUGCUGCCAUCACCAUUUCUUAUGAAGCCUUGGCUCGCAUGCAGGAUCCUAUAUAUGGCUGUGUUGCUCAUAUCUAUGCAUUGCAGCAACAGGUUGCCAGCUUACAAGAGGAGAUAGAUACUCUUGGUAGUCUAAUGACAAAUUCCACAAUCAGUGUUGUCAAUUGUGACAGUGUCCAAGCACCAAAGACAAUAAGAAGUGCCACAGUUUACCAAAGUUUUGACUCACAGAUGGAUAUGGAGCUUCCUAGUGCACACGUGGAAGAACCUUCAUUUGGUGAUUCCUACUACAAUAAUCCGUUAGAACAGUUCCUAUCUGGAAUUGACCAAGAGGUCUUCAUGAAUCAUCCAUGGUUCAAGCAUAAUGCAGACAUAAAGAACUAG